GAGCUCCUUCCCUACAUCCCGACGAUCUUCGAUGGCAUCUCACGUCUCUUCGCGGAUGUGAACACCGAAGUGCGGCACGCUGCUACAGUCUUGGAUAAGCUGCUGCGGGACAUUGUGACCUCGGCGGCGGCUCAUGGCAAGGACCAGCUGUCGAAGUUUCCCGCAGAGACAUUUGUCCAGCAACUAGGGCAGAGGAUGAGAUUCAAGAACCCGAACAUCCGCCAGUUGUGCCUCGGCUGGACGACGAUGAUCCUCGGCAUCAACGGCAUGGACGCAGUCCGCUAUACGCCCAUCUUCAUCAACGAAGUCUUCGACAUGUUGGCGGAUGCGGACGACCGUCGUGACAGCAGGCACAAUGCCGAUAAUCUCCUGGAUUUGCUCCUGACCCAG
Messenger RNA from Symbiodinium sp. CCMP2456, 390 nucleotides. Lineage: Eukaryota; Dinophyceae; Suessiales; Symbiodiniaceae. The record is from the annotation of a GenBank genome assembly.